UUAAAAUUUAUUUAUUAUCUUUGUUUGAAAAAUCAAAAUAAAAAUAUUCUAUUUUUUUAGCUAUUUUUCGAAACUAUCAAAUUCUAUUUGUAAUAAAUAAUUAAUAUAAUAUAUUCCACACAACGUAAAAUUAGUUUACUUACAAAUCAAUGGCCACAUUACCAUUUAACAAUCAAUAUGAGUUCACUGGAGACCUCAGCUCAUUACCAAGAUCUCACAAAUUUCUAUUAAAGUUGGGCAACUUAAUUCAAGUCCAAAACUCAAAGGUCUGUUCCUCAACAUCACUAGCAAGUGACGUAUUGUCUUUGUCUACGAUGGUUGAAGAUGGGAUAUCAGUGAAUAGCUUGGACGGAUCUCUAAAACGCUUCAAAUCGACUAGUCGACAUAAUAAGCCUAAUUCUCAUUUGGAUAGCACCAUUCCUAGCCCUCAUCCCUCUCCUCACUUACCUCAUGCUUCCCUCUUCAACUUUCGUAGGCGUCGGUCUUCCCCUCAUUACGCUACUCCUCAGUUGACCUAUCUGUCUAAUUCUUCCUCAAACGCAAAUUUAACAGACAUCAACGUCGGUAAUAUUAGUUCGAACAAUGUAAUGAACCCCCACUCGGAUGGAAUAUUUUCUAUCCAGCAAUACCUCAACCUGAAAAUACCAGGAUUGGUUGCCGAAACAGCUUCUAAGGAAAUUAUUGAAGCGUCUAAAAGCGAACCCUACGGCUUACGAGGUUGUGUUAUUAGGGUUAAACUGGCUCUUAAUAAUAUCAGUGGAACCGGCUACACUCUGGGGCACGUUAUUUGUGACCCUGAUACGAUUACCACUCAUAGAAUGGAGCUCAUUCUUAGAGAGGACGAACAAAAAUUUUUGACUAAGCUGAAAUAUAUGUUGCCAAAAAAAUUAGCCAAAAUAGCUCCUAUUAUAAUAUCCUCACAGUAUACUCUUAGUAAGAAGCGGUUGUUCCGCUCUUCUGAAUAUGAUACAUCUGCUGAAGAAUAAUAGAUUUUAUUAUAUUUUUUUAUACUUAAAUAUUAAAUAAUAUAGAUUCAUUCAUUAGGAAAUUAGUUAAUUUUUUAAAAAUUUACAUUGAGUAUUUAAAAAAUCAGUUAUUUUUUUAAAAAAACAUUAUAUUUGAUAAAAAUUUUCAUUAUAGUAUUUAUAUCUUAUUUAUAAUUUACUUGUAUGUUUUUUGUAGCCCUUUUAACUCAAAGACUAAAUAUUAUUUCAGAGAUUAUAAUUUAAAGAAAUACAAAUAAAAAUUUUAUAUUUAUUAUAUUUAAGGCAUUGAUUUUUCUUUUAUUACAGAAUAUUAUUGUCCCAUGCAAAAUGAUAACUCAUGAAAAAUAUAUUUUGUAUUAAAUAUUUAUAACUAUGAGAACGAAGAAGCCUCAUAUUAUUCAUAAUUCAUAUUGUAAUAACUUAGAAUUUUUUUGUUUGCUUA
Messenger RNA from Gordionus sp. m RMFG-2023, 1428 nucleotides. RefSeq names its product protein scylla-like. The transcript is spliced from 4 exons. Lineage: Eukaryota; Metazoa; Nematomorpha; Gordioida; Chordodea; Parachordodidae. The coding region runs from base 150 to 986 and encodes 278 amino acids. Gene Ontology annotation, biological process: apoptotic process; negative regulation of signal transduction; regulation of TOR signaling. The record is from RefSeq and is a predicted model, not a curated record. Gene Ontology annotation, cellular component: cytoplasm.